Molecule: messenger RNA, 762 nt
Organism: Ornithodoros turicata
Lineage: Eukaryota; Metazoa; Arthropoda; Arachnida; Ixodida; Argasidae
Product: RRP15-like protein
Exons: 5
Coding region: 101-706 (201 amino acids)
Biological process (GO): maturation of 5.8S rRNA; maturation of LSU-rRNA
Cellular component (GO): preribosome, large subunit precursor
Source: RefSeq, a predicted model, not a curated record
UUUCUUCCAACGAGUCAAGCAACACUGGUAUAAACACAGCCGCGAACACGUUUUCUCCCGUUGCUGCGUUCGCAUUCAGAGUCAACGCAUAGUCUUCGGCAUGUCAGAAUCCGAGACCGAAGAACCUGUUGUCGGGAACGAAGGUUGGGCAGAUGUACUUGGUAAGGUGCUUCGAAGCAAGGCACCGAAGAAAAAGACAUUGGUGCUCGCAAAAGCAAGAAAAGAUGGCCAGACGAAGAAGGCACCAGAACCAAGCAUCGAAAUUGUCGACGUGGAAGGUGAUGUGAAGGUAGAGGAAGAGCAGAAAGCGAAAGAGGUGGAACCCGAAUAUCUUACAAAGAAGCAAUUGAAGGAGCGCAAAGAUAGGAAACGCAAGUGGGAAGCAUUGUGCCGAGCCAAGCCAGGCGCGGCUGAACAGCACGAACAGCACCUGCGGAGAAUUGCUACCAAAGGUGUUGUCCAGCUGUUCACAGCAGUGGAAAAGCACCAGAAAGAUGUACAAAGGAAACUCAGCGCCGCGGGCGAAUCGGAAACGAAACGUGAUAAGGUCAUGAAAUCCUUGAACAGGGGGGCCUUCCUGGACUUGCUGAAGCCGAAAGAGGUACAGAAGAAAGAAGAACCCAAAGCGUGGAGCGUUCUCCGUGAUGACUUUAUGCUCGGUGCAAACAUGAAAGACUGGGAUAAGCAAGAUGAUGAACCCACAUAAGUGCGCUUGUUAUACAAAAAUAGGCUAUCAACUUAUAAAAAAAAUUUUAAAAAAUC